UAAUACAAUAAACAAGUUAGUGACGUGGCAAAAUCGUAGCCAUUAUGUUGUCUAUAAAUAUGUACACGUGUCAACUAUAGAAUCGAUCAUCGCUAUUAAAACCCGCCAAAACUAACUCCAUAGUCAUCUCAAGCUAUUUCCCGCCAUGUGGGUUUUGGCUUCUAAAACCCUAUCUUCUGUUCCAUUUCCAUUUCUCUACAACCCAAUCCCAAAUCGCCAUAGCUCCAGCUCAAAGCUUAAGCUUAAUUCGAGCGUGAAAUUCGAGUAUGAGACCGAAAGGGGUCUGGAUUUCGAGACUGGAGAGUCGUUUUUUCGCCACGAGAGUGCCACGGGCCGGGACCUCGGUGUGCUCGCGGCAGCGUUGUAUAAGAAAUCCAAGGCCAGACUACGAAUACUCGACGGGUUAUGCGGUUGCGGGAUUAGGUCGCUUCGGUACCUCGUCGAAGCCGAGGCCGAUUUCGUUUUGGCCAACGACGCGAACGAUGAUUGUAGGGAUGUUAUUUGCAGGAACUUGUCGAAGGUGCCAAGAGGCUCCGACGAUGAGCCUAGGUGGACGGUGACGCAUACCGAUGCGAACCGAGUCAUGACGGAGUGUUAUCUGCAAAGGGAAUUCUUUGAUUUGAUUGAUAUUGAUUCGUUUGGGAGUGAUUCUUCUUUCUUGAGGCCAGCCAUUAAUGCUUUGAGAUUUGAUGGGUUGCUUUACCUUACUUCGACUGAUGGUUACUCUUCAGGUGGUCACCGGCCUCAUCAUUCAUUAGCUGCAUAUGGAGCUUAUGUUCGCCCCCUGCCAUAUUCGAAUGAGAUUGGAUUGAGAAUGCUUAUAGGUGGAGCUGUUAGGGAAGCAUCUGUAUUGGGUCUUCGUGUUGUUCCACUUUUUUCAUAUUAUUCAUACCAUGGACCUGUUUUCAGAGUCAUGCUUCGAGUAAAUCGUGGGAAACUUUCUGACAACAGUCAUUAUAGUUUCGUUAGCUACUGUCACCAAUGUGGAAACUCUCAAACAUUUUCAUGGGAUGAACUCGGUCAGAUUAGUUGCUCCUGUGGCAAUUCAAAGUCCGUUGUCAUCUCGGGGCCGCUUUGGACAGGACCUCUUCACGACGCCUCCUAUCUUACAGAAAUGUUAAAUUUGGCUAAGGAAUGGGGAUGGGCAAGUGGAGACACAGAAACAGCUCUCGAGAAACUUUUGAAACAAAUGAUGGAUGAAAGUGAUCCCCGAUUACCAUUUGGUUACAUCAAGUUGGAUGAGAUUGCAAGCCGUGCCAAAGUAAAUUCUCCACCCUUAAGAACCAUGAUGGACGCCAUACAGAAGGAGGGUUAUGCUGUUAGUAGGUCACACAUUAUCUCAAACGCAAUAAAGACCAAUUGUCCCAUGGCAGAAUGCAUAAGAAUUGCCAAGGAAUUACAGCCACGUGCCUAUGCUGAAGUUUUGUAACACGUUAGACAAUGCUGCCGGUGAAUGUUGUUGCCCAAUUUUUUUUUUCUUUUUGGAAAGAAACUCGUUCAGAAUGUUGUUGUCCAAUUGGUUGACAUUCACGUUAAAUUGGAAUUGGAAUUGGAAUCGGAAUCAAAAUAAUAUGGAAGAAAUAAAUCUAGGGGUGUUCAUAAAAUAUACUAUCCAAUCCUAUUUGCACGAUCCAAUCCAAUUCAAUUUGCAAAAUACGGAUAUCUGUACUUGUGCGGAUUGGAUCAGAAUGAAAAUUUAAAAUUCAUAUUUGUGGGAAUUGAAUGUUGAUUUAUUUAUAAAAGUAAUCUAUUUAAUUCAA
This is a messenger RNA of Cannabis sativa, 1760 nucleotides long. Its product is annotated as tRNA (guanine(26)-N(2))-dimethyltransferase. Bases 146 to 1429 code for a protein of 427 amino acids. The record is from RefSeq and is a predicted model, not a curated record. Gene Ontology annotation, molecular function: RNA binding. Gene Ontology annotation, biological process: tRNA N2-guanine methylation. Lineage: Eukaryota; Viridiplantae; Streptophyta; Magnoliopsida; Rosales; Cannabaceae. The transcript has 6 exons. Gene Ontology annotation, cellular component: nucleus.